AUAAAACAAUUUAGAUCAGCCAUGGAUGACCUAAUAAUCUCUCCAUCUUCAUCUUCUUCACUGGUUUCUUUUUCCCAGGAAACUCCACCUUCAACUCUCCAGCAGAGGCUUCAACUUAUGAUCCAGAGCCAGCAAGACUUGUGGGCGUAUGCUGUAUUUUGGCAGACAUUGAAUGAUGAUCUUGGUCGUUUGUUCUUGGCUUGGGGAGAAGGUUAUCUUCAAUGCACCAAUGAUACGUCUCCGAAGCUGACUUCCAAUAUUGUUCAUAGUCGAAGAAAGGUGAUGAAGGGAAUCCAAGCGCUCAUCGGGGACAAUCAAGACAUCGAUAUGUCGAUGAUAGACGGAACCGAUAUCACCGAUGUUGAAUGGUUUUAUAUGAUGUCGAUGACUCAGUCUUUCUCUGCCUGCGAUGGGAUUCCAGGCAAGGCUCUUAGUACUAGGUCUUUGGUUUGGUUAACCGGUGCUCAUGAGUUGCAGUUUUACAAUUGUGAAAGAGCUCGAGAAGCACAAAUGCAUGGCGUUGAAACACUGGUUUGUAUACCAACUUCUUGUGGUAUUGUUGAGUUAGGAUCCUCGGAAGUGAUCAGGGAAAACUGGGGUUUAGUCCAGCAAGUGAAAUCCCUAUUCGGAUCCGAUCUUAUUAAACAAUCAAAUACGAAUCUAACCCCAGGUCCGAUCCAGUUCCUUGAUAGAAACAUCUCUUUUGCAGACAUCGGCAUAAUAGCCGGUGUUCAAGAAGAAGAUGAUGCAAGCCCGGACAUUAAAACAAAGCGAGAAAGCAACACUCAAACCAAGAAAGAUUCCUCAAAGCUCGGGCAACUUUCGUACGCUGAUUCAGAGCAUUCAGAUUCUGAUUUUCCAUUACUUGACAUGAACAAAGUAGAGAAGAGAGCCCCAAAGAAACGAGGAAGGAAACCCGGGCUCGGACGAGAGACACCGUUGAACCACGUGGAAGCCGAGAGGCAACGCCGUGAGAAGCUGAACCUCAGGUUCUACGCUCUCCGAGCCGUAGUCCCGAACGUGUCGCGCAUGGACAAAGCAUCGCUCUUAUCUGACGCUGUCUCGUACAUCAACGAGUUAAAGGCGAAGAUCGAAGAACUCGAGUCGCAGCUUCAGAGAGAAUGUAAGAAAGUGAAGGUAGAAAUGGUCGAUAACACCAUGGAUAACCAAAGCACCACCACCAGUUCCGAGGAACAAGCAAUGAGGCCAAGCGAUUCAUCAUCCGGAACUGGAACAGGUGGAUCCGGUGAGCUUGAACUCAAUGUCAAGAUCACGGGAAACGACGCAAUGAUCAGGGUUCAAUCAGAGAAUGUGAACUAUCCAGCUGCUAGGUUAAUGGGUGCUCUUCGAGACCUGGAAUUCCAGCUCCAUCAUGCAAGCAUGUCGUGUAUUAACGACCUAAUGCUUCAGGAUAUUGUCGUUGGGGUUCCUGGUGGAUUGAGAAGCGACGAAGACCUAAAAUCUGCUCUUAGAAGGAGGCUAGAUCAGCAGUAAGGUUUAAUUAAGGCUAUGAAUUAUAUUCAUUUUCAAUAUUUGCUGGUUU
Hibiscus syriacus is the source of this 1543-nucleotide messenger RNA. Its product is annotated as transcription factor MYC2-like. NCBI's taxonomy places the organism in Eukaryota, Viridiplantae, Streptophyta, Magnoliopsida, Malvales, Malvaceae. Gene Ontology annotation, biological process: regulation of DNA-templated transcription. Gene Ontology annotation, cellular component: nucleus. The transcript has a single exon. The record is from RefSeq and is a predicted model, not a curated record. Bases 22 to 1494 code for a protein of 490 amino acids. Gene Ontology annotation, molecular function: protein dimerization activity; DNA-binding transcription factor activity; transcription cis-regulatory region binding.